ACACAUUACAAGUUUUACUUCGCUAUAAAGAUAAAGUGCUGUUGGACUGGAAGACCAUUCCAAUGAUUUAUCUCACAGAUCACUAUCCGACAUCUAUUGCUCGAAUUAAUUUUAAUAAUGAUCGAAUCGAUGAUUUAGCUAUAUUACAUUGCAAUGGAACUGUAACAAUAUUUAUUGGCUCAAAACAUGGACUUUUUGAACGGAAAGAUUUAUCUUUUGGAACUCAUAUUGGUUGCAUUGAUAAAUGUUGUCAGUCAUUGCAAGUAAUUGAUUUGGAUCGAGAUGGAAGAGAUGAUCUAGUGUUUAUUGAUACAGGAAUGAAUAGUAUUCAAGUUGCUUUGGGUUUACCUUGCAAUGAAUAA
Molecule: messenger RNA, 362 nt
Organism: Adineta steineri
Lineage: Eukaryota; Metazoa; Rotifera; Eurotatoria; Adinetida; Adinetidae
Source: the annotation of a GenBank genome assembly